Molecule: messenger RNA, 3171 nt
Organism: Sphenostylis stenocarpa
Lineage: Eukaryota; Viridiplantae; Streptophyta; Magnoliopsida; Fabales; Fabaceae
Source: the annotation of a GenBank genome assembly
AUGGAGGUCUCAGACGACGACGACAAGCACGUUUUCCUUCUUUGCACUAACACUGAUCCAAUCCAAACAACCGAAAACCUAAACGUUGAGAUCAUUGUGUCCACCGCCGAUAUUCUCGAUUGGGAUAUCUCAACGAUUCUCAGUUUUCCAACGAUUAAAGUUCAGGCACAUCGCAAUAGGCUCAUUGAACAAUCUACGUAUUUCCGCGGCCUCCUCAGCGGGAGCUUCAGUGAGUCAUGCUUGGGCUCUAUCGCUAUCAAUUGGAAUGCGAGCGAGUUUUUGGAAAUUCUUAAGCAUAUUUGUGACUGCAUUUUGGAUAUUACGUUGGAUAAUUUCUUCGCUCUUUAUGAGGGUGCGCUUUAUUUUGGAGUGGAGACACUUCUCUUGAAGUGUGAGACGUGGCUUUCUGAGGUGCUCUCACCCGAAGGAUUUCAAUCUACUCAAAUAAAAAUGGAGGACUUGAUCCAAAUUUGGAAAUUUGGCUCAGAUCGUGGUAAAAUCAAGCGACUGUAUCCUGCACUUAUGUACGGGCUACCUAGCAAGAAAUUUUGUAUGGACCAAUACUGUAGAUGCUCUGCUAUGAUGUGGGCAAAGCAUAGCAAAUCUUUUGGAAAACUUCCAUAUGACCUGCUGUUAUCUUCGGUAAAGCACCCUCAUUUGACUGUUGACAGUGAGCUGCAUCUUUCUGAUGCACUUCUUCUCUGGCUUGAAAGUAACGUGGAAAUUUUGGAAAGGCCUAGGAAAGCUGAAGACAACUGCAAUGGAAUUUUGAAACAAAUUCGUGUGGGGCUUUUGCCUUUGUGGUUUGCUCUAGGAAAUAGGAACUCUUUUUAUUUUAAACAACUGGCUGAGGAAAGCCUGGAUUCAAUUCUCAGACUACUAAAUAUUGGUCCUAUGGGUUCACUAGAUACUUUCGAGUAUAGUGACUUACACCAUCUGAGGAUUAGGUUGACAGAAUAUUCAAAGGAGGUGGAUAUCUCCAAGUGUCGAAAUUUGCUCAUUGAACAUGCUGUUGAUUGCUUCCGCAAGUCUUUUCCUUCUUUAAGAAUAUUGAAAGCAGCUUAUCUUUUGAACAUUGGGACAAUUUAUUUCCUUCAAUUAUUGGAGAAAUUUUCAAUGGUUUGUGAAAUUGACUUGACUGUUGAUAUUACCCCACUGAUACCAGCAUCAGUUACAAUUUUAUCCUCUAGUCCUGCUGAGAUACAACCGGUGCCAGAGAAGACCUCUACUUGUAAAUAUAAAGCAAUGCACAUCAUGUCAUUUAACGAAUUUGGACCUCCUCUUUCAAUUGUUACAAAACUCACAUUGGAAGGAAGAACUGAUGUUAAUGAUUUGGGUCUCCACUACAUCUCCAAAUUAUGUGUUUCAUUGCGUCACCUGAAUAUUAAAGGAUGCAUUUCUGUCACCGAUAUUGGUAUAUCAGAUCUUAUAUCCACGAGUGAAAAACUUAAUUCAAUUGUGGUUUGUGAAACUUCAUUUGGGAUAAAUUCAGUUCAAGCCCUUUGCUCAGCUAUUUCUGAUAGUGGCACCUUCUCCUCUCUACAUUCUAGAGAUAAGCAUUUGAAUUCUGUGAUGUCUAAUUUUGAAACAUUGCAUAUGGGUGGCUGCCGGGGUGUUUCUGAGUCAUCUCUGAUAGAGCUUAUGUCUCAAACGCAAGUUUUGAAGAAUUUAUGCCUGAGAGGAACUGACCUGAUUGACCAGGCGCUGUAUAAUUUUGUAGGUUCUUCUUUGGAGAUGCUUGACAUUUCAAAUACUAAGAUUUCUGGGGCUGCAUUAGCUUAUGUUAUUCAAGGAAAUCCAAGUUUAAAGUGUCUGAAAGCAAGAGACUGUCGAAACUUGUUUCCAGGAGACAAUUGUGCUGAGAAGAGAGAAUCUUGUUUUCCCUCUUGGCAUGAACAACUACAUGCUGGGUUAGGAAAAAUGUGUAGAUUGGAAGAGAUUGAGUUUGGGUGGGGCUUUUCUUCCUUCUCUCUGAGUUCUCUGGAAUCUGCACUGAUGUCAUUAAAGACCAUCAAUUUGGGUUUAGGUGGAGUGCUAGGUGAAGAUUCUUUGAAACGGUUACCUGCUAUCUGUCCCUUGCUAGAAACAAUAAUCCUUCAUUUUCAGGUAAUAUCUGAUAUAAUUGUAAUGAACUUUGUUACAUCCUUGGAAAACUUGCAAGUAUUAGCUCUGCGCUAUUGUUUUGGUGAUAUAUCCAUGUCAAGCUUCAAAUUCCCGAUGCAAAAUCUAAGAAAGUUGAGGCUUGAAAGAGUAACCCCAUGGAUGACAAAUGGUGAUUUGGUUGCUCUAACUCAAAACUGCAGAAAUUUGGUUGAGCUUUCAUUGCUAGGAUGUUCUCUUCUUGACCCAGGAACAACCACUGUUUGCCAUUUUGAUGAUUGUUCUGUUGUCGAUUGCUACUUAGAAUUUUUUGGUGGCUGGCUUGGUCUCUAUCCAUUUAGAGCUAUAUAUGUGGCUUCCAGCUGUCGUCUCCUGGCCUUGAGAAAUUCUGACUGUGGAGAAGUAACAGCUAAUGGGGCUUCUGCUCUUCUUGAUUGCAAAGCUCUUGAAGAUAUCCUGCUGCGUCAUAAUGGUCCUGGGCUUCACAGAAACUUCAUUUGUUAUGCUGCUUCAGAGAUGCCAUUGCUUCGAAAGUUGUCACUGGAUAUAUGCGAUGCAAGGGAACGUGAUUUUGACAUUCCAAAUUAUGCAGACAGAUACUGUUUGAGUACCUUAAAAAUAGCUAGAUGCAAAUCUCAAAGAUGUGUAUUUAAUCUCCCAGCUCCUGCCUCAGGGGCUGGUAGUAGAUCCGUGCAUAUGGAGACGCUGGUGCUCGUGUGGAACAGCAGAGAUCUCAUUAAAACAGUGUCUAACCUCGUAGAGGACAUCUUUCUCGGAGAGAUUCUCUUAGACAAGACAAUUACAGCAACCCCGAGAGUUACGUGGAAAGGCCAUGUUCUUGCGAAAAGAGAUAAACUAGAAAGAAAACGCGAAACAUGCGUAAGAAAUGAUCCAGGAAAUAUGACAAACGCUAACUCUCGUUUUGCAUUGUGGUGGGAGGAAUCUGGGAAGAGAUCUGUUUGGCAUCUUCACAAACCGAUAGUUGCAUUGCGCGUUUCCCCAGACGAUUGCAUGUCUCACCCCGAUCGCUGCUCUUUGACCACCCUUCUCGCUAGCUCUCUGGUAGAUUAG